AUGGCAUCGAUAGCACCAGUCCCAACUCUCGCGAACGAGCAGCGCAUCGACAGACUCACCAGAAGAACUACCGGAGAAGGUUGCGACACGAGUCGUCCGAAUCCAAAGAUUCGCUGUCAAGGUCGAUGGGUGCGAGCUUGCUCACGAGAAAGCUGUCCCACAUGCGAGCGACAGUUCCUCGAUCCCAAAGCACGCGAAUACCUCAAACGACAGAACGAUUACAACUAUGUACCUGAGAAGGAUGCGGAGCGCAUGCUUCGAGACCUCGGCGAUGCCAUUGAGAAUUCGUGGGAUCGCGUCAAGCACUCCGCAAGCGCCGCCAUUGAGCUCCUGCCCGAAAUCGAUAAAGCUGUUGUGAAGCAGCUAUUCAAAGAGGCCUUUCCAGCAUUGCUUAGCUAUAUCCACAACCCUAGCGUCCGAUGCCGACGAGCUGAACAGGUUCGAUAUUUGCCAGACCUCAACGUUGCGCUGAAAUUCGGCAGGCUCUUCAUGGAUCUUUUCGACCUGGACAACGAUCUGGAAAGCAUAAUGGACUUCCUGGAGUAUCGAUUGCAUUUUCCGCCGGCAUUCUUCGCUACCACACACAGUGAUCACAUUCAGCUUGGAUGGGAUACAUUACAAUUCAGCUUCGUCCACUCACACAUUUUCGUCGAUCUCAACCACAACAGCUAUCGCGGCGCAAAGCUGGCCGUCCCAGUUGAGCCGAAUGCUUUGCACAAGCAGAACAUGUUCAGCUUCGAGCGCGGCGUCCUGAUUCUGCAGAGUCAGAGACUGUACUGUGCUGGCAUGGCGCACUUCUUAGAAGCGGUCUGUCGACACGGACAAACAUUAGGGAAAGAAGUUGGCAACACGCCUGCAGAUCCGGAAGACAUCACAAUGAUUGACAUACUGUACAUCUCGCGUCUCAACGUUGACGACCUGAUACCUGCAGUCGAAAAGCAGCUCAAGAGUCAGCAAGAAGAAUACUUCUCUUUGCUUACCCAGGACAAGACCAGCAUUGAUGUGAUCAACUCGAUCUGUACAUGGUUGGUCGGAGAUCCAGAUAGCUCUGACGCACAGCUGCUCGAGCAUGCAAUCAGCAUACACAUAUUCUCAACAAUGGAUCGCCUCGUAACACUUCAUCGACUCUGCGAUGCCCUCAAGCACCUAAGGUCGUCACUGAAAGCCUGGGAGAACAGACGAAUCGCCAAAGUAAAGAUCCUGGAAGCCCGCGACAGUGUCGAGAGUACCCUCUUCGCUUAUCUUCGCGCUCUUGCCGCAUCCUACCUGAAGAAUCACGAGUUUAUCGGCGAGGCCUUCGACGAACUCAUCAACGACCAUCAGGGCGAUUACCUCCAGCUCGUCCAGUGCGACAAAGACCACAUCCGCAGCGGCCAUUUAGCAGAAUUCUGGAUCAUGUACGGUCUAAUAGAGCCGAUAUUGCCGACCAGCUACAUCUUGAGCGAAUGCGGCCACGUCGCCAAGUGCAAACGCAAUUUCUUCCGGGAGGGCGUCAAGGAUAACCUGCGUCCACAUAUGGCUUUCGCUGCUGACGUAUUUUCAGUGCUGUAUCAAAUAGGUACUUCUCGUGAUCCGAUUGAGCUCAACUUCAAAUCAUCAAACAAGCUUACCUCAGUAAUCUAUCCUCCCAUCGCAUCGCUAGUCACCAGAAUGAUGACACGAGACGCUGUUGCUGAGAUCAAAGAGACCGAUCCUGAAGCCUGGUCCCAGCUGCUGUGGUCUACCACCUUCAUCUGCCUUGAGAAGACCUGGGCACAAGACAGCGUAGAGGAAGACACGAGAGCUUACCUGCGACGCGUUUUCGGCAUGCAGAAGCGGAAGCGUGCUCCGAAACCAAAAGCAGAAGAAGCCGAAGCAGCCACAGAAGAUGGAGGAGAAGAUGUCACCGAUGAGGAUCCAGAAUCAGCCCAAAACAAGGCUAAGGAGGGCGCGGACGCUACGAAACGCGAAAUCGCCAGAAUGCGCGCCAAAUACCGUCUCUUCGACGCCAACGAAUCCCUGCGCGACUAUGGCAUCAGCGAGAACCUUCGAUGGGGCAUGGAGGUGGCUCCGAGACCAUCACAAUUCGAGGAGGACCUCGUUGCUGCCGUUCCGAAGCCGCCGAAGCGCAGAAUGGUCGUCGUCAGAGACGAAGAAGCAGCCGACGCGCUUCUCGCCGCUGCUCUUCCCGAAAUCGCUCCCCCGGAGCCGAUCGCGCCUCUCGUUUUCGUCGACGCAGACAAAUAUCACACCUGGCGCCAGAUCUUCCCACACCCAGGCGAGAACCAGGGCGGAAGACAGCGAGUUCCGCGGCUGGAGUUUCGGCGCGUGCUCCCAGGUGCGCCGCUGAACUUCAUUGAAGAGCGCAUAGGGGGCGUCACGGGCAACAAGUGGCGGCGUUUGGAGGGCGAUGGGUACGAGGAGGCGACGGUGACGCUGCAUAUGCCGCAUGGCGGUGAGACUGUGUGGUUGGAGAGGGAGCACUUGCAGACGCUGCAGGCGCGCUUUCGACAUGCGUUUGGCUGGGCGCCGGAGGAUUUCGUGCUGAGAGAGGGCUAG
Molecule: messenger RNA, 2538 nt
Organism: Cyphellophora attinorum
Lineage: Eukaryota; Fungi; Ascomycota; Eurotiomycetes; Chaetothyriales; Cyphellophoraceae
Exons: 1
Coding region: 1-2538 (845 amino acids)
Source: RefSeq, a predicted model, not a curated record